Seriola dumerili (greater amberjack) is the source of this 4954-nucleotide messenger RNA. Its product is annotated as regulating synaptic membrane exocytosis protein 1-like. The record is from RefSeq and is a predicted model, not a curated record. The transcript has 29 exons. The coding region runs from base 1 to 4143 and encodes 1380 amino acids. Lineage: Eukaryota; Metazoa; Chordata; Actinopteri; Carangiformes; Carangidae. Gene Ontology annotation, biological process: positive regulation of synaptic transmission; calcium ion-regulated exocytosis of neurotransmitter; regulation of membrane potential. Gene Ontology annotation, molecular function: transmembrane transporter binding; small GTPase binding. Gene Ontology annotation, cellular component: presynaptic membrane; cytoskeleton of presynaptic active zone.
AUGUUCGCCUCGGUGGGCCCUCGGGGCGGCCCGCGCCCACCCGUCGCCGCGGCCAUCCCGGAGCCGGACCUGAGCCAUCUGACGGAGGAGGAGAGGAAGAUCAUCAUGGCUGUGCUGGCUCGGCAACGGGAGGAGGAGGCGAAGGAGGAGGCCAUGUUAAAAGAAGAGAAGCCUAUCCAAGCAAGAACGGUAAACCUGGUCGGGCAGAAGAAACCUCCGCAGCAAAACGACGUCCGAGGCAUCCAGCAGCAGUUGUCCAGCUACAGGGAGACAGUGAUCCGGCAGGCCUCGGCGGCGGCGGGCUCGACGGUUCACCGGGACGACGCGCCAACCUGCGGCAUCUGCCACAAGACCAAGUUUGCAGAUGGCUGCGGGAACCUGUGCUCGUACUGCCAGACCAAGUUCUGCGCCCGCUGUGGGGGGCGAGUAUCCCUGCGAUCCAACACGCAGGACAAAGUGGUGAUCUGGGUGUGUAAUAACUGCCGGAAGCAGCAGGAGAUCCUCACCAAGCCGGGCGAGUGGUUCACCAGUCCGCCUGGAAAGCCCGCUGGCCUGGGAUCAGCCGUCAGUGAGCCGUCUGUGUGCCAAACGCCCGGGGAUAAGAAGCUCCGAUCUCGCUCCCAAGCGCCCCCGGGCUCCACCACCGCAAUCCAAGACCCCAACCGACCCAGUGCACCCGGGACCACAGCUGGCACCGAUGCGCGGUCACGUAGCGAACCACCACGAGACACGAGAAACGGGCGGGGAGGUGGAGGAGCUGGUCGGGGAGAGAGGCGGGCGGGCCAGCCCAGGCUGCAGACCCAGGUUUCAAUGGACCGGGACCUCCGGGGGGAGUCCAGGGAGCGCAGGGAAAGCCGGCGACUGACAAAGGGACGCUCUCUGGAGCAUGAUCCUGUGGGAGGAGGUGGCGGAGUAAGGCGGACAGAAGAGGGGGGCUACCGCCACAUGGACCACAACGGUGCUGCCCCUUGCCAACCAGGGCUGGUCCCUCCUGGAGGCCGAGGACACCCUGUGCCCAUGCAGGGUCGUGGCAUGGGCGUAGCAGGGGAGCUCGGGGAUGGCGUUCGGCCUGGUCAGAGGACGGUGGGUGGGGUUGGUGGGCCGCAUGAACACACCCUUGCUCAGCAGGUCCCUCCCCCUGAACUCAGAGAGCCUCCUGGUUCGGGACCUGGCUCAGCCCCCGGCCAGGGACCUGUAGUGAGGCGGACCAAACGGGAGAAGGCUGAGAGCAUGCUGCGCAACGAUUCGCUAAGCUCUGACCAAUCGGAAUCUCUGCGUCCGCCACCGCCAAGGCCCUACAAGUCGAAACGAGGGCUGGGGGCCGGAGGUAAGAGACAAACCAGCGUCAGCAGUUCGGAGGAGGAAGGAGGGACAACGCCUGAGUACAGCAGCUGUGAGGACGCUGAGAUCGAAAGUGUCAGCGAGAAAGGUGACUGGGAGUGCUACCCUCAUGACCCCACUGUGUGGCAUCAUCCGGUAACCUGGCAGCCAUCCAAGGAGGGAGACCAUCUGAUUGGACGAAUCACCCUCAGCAAGAGGAGCGCUGCAAUGCCUAAAGAAGCCGGGGCUCUGCUGGGGUUAAAGGUGGUGGGAGGAAGAGUGACAGAGUCAGGGAGAUUAGGUGCCUUCAUCACUAAAGUUAAGAAGGGUAGUCUGGCUGAUGUGGUGGGACAUCUCAGAGCAGGGGAUGAGGUUUUGCAAUGGAACGGGAAGCUGUUACCAGGGGCGACUAUGAAGGAAGUUUACAACAUCAUCCUAGAGUCUCAAGCCGAGCCUCAAGUGGAGCUGGUGGUAUCCAGGCCUAUUGGGGUGUGUAGAAAAUAUCAUGAUAUCCCAAGAAUCCCCGACACGUCCCACCCUCCAUUAGAAUCUACAGGUUCCAGUUCUUUUGAAUCACAGAAGAUGGAGAGACCGUCCUUAAAUGUCCUAUCUCCCUCCAGUCCCGGGAUGCUCCAAGACGCUCCACAGUUAAUGCCAGGGCAGCUCUCGGUGAAGCUAUGGUACGACAAAGUGGGUCAUCAGCUGAUAGUCAACGUGCUGCAGGCUGUAGGGCUUCCACUCCGGCCUGACGGGCGGCCCAGGAGCCCUUACGUCAAAAUGUACUUCCUCCCUGACCGCAGCGACAAGAGCAAACGAAGGACAAAAGCAGUGAAGAAGACGUGUGAGCCCAAGUGGAACCAGACGUUUGUCUACACUCAUGUCCAUCGCAGGGAUUUCCGCAACCACAUGCUGGAGCUGACUGUGUGGGACCAACCCAGGUCACCAGAGGAGGACAGCACCUUUAUGGGAGAGAUCCUGAUAGAGCUGGAAACGGCCUUACUGGACGACAAGCCUCACUGGUAUCCACUCCAAACCCAUGAUGUCUCAUCCAUACCGCUGCCCCGGCCCUCCCCGUACCUGCCCCGACGACACACAGAUACCCCUGGCAAGAAGCUGCAGCGUUCUCAGCGUGUAACAGAGCCUGAAUUUGAGGCUACAGCAGUAGUGUCUAAAGCAGCAGAUGGGCGUGGCAGGGAGAGGCAAAGGGAGCCCACGUCUACUCUGGAGGUGCCAGACCAGCAGAGGACGCCUGCCCAUCACAUACGAUCACGCUCAGUUUCCCCACACCGGGAAGAGCAGGGGCGCAUCCGGUCGCGGCCACCCAAUGUUCCCGCCCAGAGGAGUUUGGAUGAUGAGCUUCCUCACACUCGUCGUUCUCGCUCUCCGACCCGCUACUACGACCCUGCCAGAGGUCGCCACCAGGAGGAGGAGUACCUGGACGACAGGGGCCACCUCCAAGGUGGUGCGUCUCUUUCCUCCUCAGUGACGUCCUCCUCAGCCCGCAGAGUGAGGCAACUCCCACAGCUUCCCCCCAAGAGCAGCACUGUAGAACAAGCCCUGGUAGCAGAGGAGCGUGUCCGUCAGCUCCAGAUUAGGGUUCACUCCAACCGGGUGUCAGCUGCCACCACCUCCAGCCAACAGGACCUGGACAGAGCCCUCAAGAACAAACGGGAGCUCUACAAAGAUCAGAGGAGGAGCAGUGAAAAUGUUUCCCAUAAGUCCUCAGACAGUGAUGUCAGUGACGUGUCAGCCAUCUCUCGAACCAGCAGUGCCUCUCGCAUCAGUAGCACCAGCUACAUGUCCAUCCAGUCAGAGAGACCCCGGGGACGCUUCAGCCGGGCCAUGCGCGCAACGGGCCGCCACAUGAUGAAGAGUACCAGCGUGAGUGGUGAGAUCUACGGCAUGGAGCACGCCGAUGGCAGCCAAUCAGACACAGCGCUGGGGAGCCUGGGGAGCGGGAUCAAGAAGCGGCGCUCGAGCCUAAGCCAACGUGUUGUUGCCAUCCUACCAUCCAGACGCAGCCGGAGUACCUCGCAACUCAGCCAGACAGAAGCGGCGGGUAAGGCGGUGGACAGACAGAAAGAGACGCAAACGGGUAAGAAGGCGGGUAAGGGCGGCAGCAGCAGCAUCCAGAGGAGCGUGGAGACGGGCAUGGCGGUGGAGUAUCCACGGGGAGGCUCAGCCAUGAACCGGCAGGCCAGCAGAGAGUCCACUGAUGGCAGCAUGAACAGCUACAGCUCUGAGGGGAAUCUGAUCUUCUCAGGGAUGCGGUUGGGUGCCGACAGUCAGUUCAGUGACUUCCUGGAUGGUUUAGGUCCUGGUCAGCUGGUGGGCCGGCAAACAUUGGCAACACCUGCCAUGGGUGAUGUCCAGAUUGGUUUGAUGGAUAAGAAAGGCCAGCUGGAAGUGGAGGUGAUCAGGGCACGAGGCCUUACCCCCAAACCAGGCUCCAAAUCCCUCCCAGCUCCCUACGUCAAGGUGUACCUGCUGGAUAAUGGAACUUGUAAAGCCAAAAAGAAAACCAAGAUUGCACGAAAGACUCUGGAGCCUCUCUACCAGCAGCACCUGCUCUUUGAGGAGAGUCCCCAGGGCAAGGUGCUUCAGGUGAUAGUCUGGGGCGACUACGGACGAUUGGACCACAAAUGUUUCAUGGGUGUAGCACAGAUCCUAUUGGAGGACCUGGACCUGUCAAGCACGGUUAUUGGCUGGUACAAACUGUUUCCGCCAUCCUCAUUGGUGGACCCUACAUUAGCUCCACUCACGCGACUGGCAUCUCAGACGUCAUUGGACAGCUCAGGACCGCCGCCAGGCGUUCGGUCCUAGUGACCGGAUGGCGACCGCAAACCCUCCUCCUCCCCCAAAUAUCCCUUAAAUGACGAAAUAAUGGACCACAGCUCCUGGACCACAGCUGAGCAAAAGGGCGAGAACCCCGCCCCCGAGAACGACACCAAGAAGCCCUCGGUCAACCAAUGAAAAGCCAGAUGGAGAGACAGGGAAUGAGAGAGAGAAAGAGAGAGAGGGAGAGACAGAACUAGCCAAUCAAAGCUUAGCUGGAGUCUGACAAUCAUGUCUCACACCUUCCCUCUUCUUCCUCCUUACACCUUUUUGUUUUCAGAGCUUUGCUUUCUUUGUUUUCUCCUCCGACAGCAGCAGUAGAGCUUUCUGUCCAACAUUCUUCACUUCUCUCUACUGUUUCUUCCUUUUCUUUGUUCUUACUCUCUUGUGCAGCCCCUAUCAGAGCACUCGAUCCAAGUGGAGUCCUCCACCCAGUAGCGCCCCAGCCAAUCAGAGUAGAGCUUACUGUAAGGUCACAGGGAUGAGUAGUCUAAACAAUGUGUGGGAGUUAGUAGCAAACUGACGCAGAUGUACCGCCACAUAUAGGUUGGUUGUCGUCCCUACCAGUGUUACCAUGGUAACUUGUUGCAGAUGAGCGUGAGGAGCAGCGGUUUGGCACAGUUUGAUAACGUCUUAAGGUGAAGCGAGGCCGCACAAGCACGUGCACAUUCUUAGCCUUGUUGUGAGAUAUGAAAGCAAGCACAAGAAGAGCUUGACUCCUUUAUUGGGACAAACAGAAAACUUUGCUCUUUGUCUAAACAAAGAGGAAACAAAAUAGAGGCCAAAUUAACAAUUUGCU